AACAUACGGAUUGCUGCUUGCAGUCUUUGGAGUGGGAAAUGUAGUGCAAUACGGUUCAAUAGGGAGUGUUUUGUUUCGAAAGAAAGAAACUCUAAUUCAUUUUCAGUAAUUCUUUCUCAGAUGUGAAAUGCAGACUCAAUUUUAGGGAGUGUAUGAAGGAAGAAACUCGUGUAAUUGCAGAUAAGCCUUAAAAUCCUUAAGCAAAGGGGUUUUAAGAUGCAUUUUGAUCCUUGCUUUUAUUAAGACCUCCAGUUUAAAUUCCAUUUGGAAUAUUUAGGAGGACCAAGAAACCAAGAAAGACCAUCAAACGCACAACCGAAUUUAAAACGACAAUUUGGUCACGUGUUACAUUACUGUUGAUUGAAGCUUCCAGGAUGCAAUGUAGCCAUUGUAUUGUCAGUGUAUAACGAAUACAUCAUUACCUCUUGAAAAACGAUUUAAAGGCAUAAGAAAAUAGACCGGUGGGACGACCGUACAUGGAACCAAAGAUUAUAGAGGCAAGGAGCAUCUUAGUCGGAUUGGAUUUUAGUUAGACUGAAGGGCCUGUUUCCGGGUUUGCUCUUCCUCGUCCGCCUCCGCCACAUAUAAACGGCUGCUGGCGCUCGUAGCUCCACUAGUUUCGGCCGCUCCUGGAGAUUGGCAUCGAGAGCAAAAAGUGGAAAGAACAGGUUUCGGGCUACUCCGGCAUGGCUGAGAAUCAAAAGCUGGAAUUUCCCGGCGACUCCGGCGGACGGGGAGGUGGGGGCGCAGAUGGAGGAGGCGGUGGAAGUGACACCACCCCGCCUCAGGCUCGCCCAGCGCCGGAUAAGGGGGCAGCGGUGAAGAAGAAGGGGCGGCCGCGGAAGCAACAACAGGUUCAGCCACAGCCCAAGCGAGUGAAGCUGCCCAAGAAGGCGCCGGUCGGCCCUACAGUCACCGAGCGCGUCUUAUCGGUGGCGGCGUCCAGCAUGGAGCGACGCGGCAUCUCGCUGGUCGCCCUGAAGAAAGCGCUGUCGGCCAUGGGCUACGACGUGAGCCACAACAACAGCCGCGUCAACCGGACGGUGCGGCAGCUGGUGCAGAGGGGCUCGCUGGUGCGGACCAGCGGCACCGGCGCCUCCGGCUCCUUCAGGUUUAACCGGACAGCGGCGCCCAAGCGGGAGAAGGCGGGAGUGGCCCGCAGGAUGGUGGCGUCUAAACGGGAGAAGAAAGUGGCGGCGGCGCUCCGCAAGCCCACCACCACCCUUUCCAAGAGGUCGGCGACCAAGAGGACCAAACAUCAAAGCAGGACCACCGACCGACCCUUCAAGCGCCGCCCAAGGACGGUCGGUCGUCCCCACGCCAAGGCCCGGUCCCGCCUCCAGCCCAGGGGAGACGGACCCCGGGGAACGCGGGUCUACCGCAAGCACCAGUCGGUCAAAAGCAGGAAGGCGGCCCGCGGACGAAUCCAACGCACGGUGGUGCGUCCCCGUAAAAUCCGGACCCAGGGGCUGGUAGAAGGAACCAUUCUCGCCUGUUGAUGUUGCCUCGAAGGGGUUAGAACUUAUAAAAGGCUCUUUUCAGAGCCACUAAAUGAUCAAGAUAACAGCAAAACCGUUCCACGGGAACAUAAAACAACUAACAGUAUCACAAGCCAAAAAAAAGCUUAUCGGAAGAAAAUUGAUAUAUUGAUUUGGAUUAAUUUUCUCAGAAUUAUUGCACAGUAGCUGGUGAAACGCUAGGCAUUUUAGAUGUGCUGUGCUUUGCAAGUCAUAUCCUAAAUUAUUUUACAGAAUUAUCUUAUAUUUGGGAACAUGGGUGUUUGUAUCAAUUUUGAUGUAUUUUGAAAAUCACAAGUAUGCAAUCCAAAAUAGCUAAUUUGUCAACAAUUCGACGCCAACAAAGUUCUUAAAAGAGCAGUUUGGCGGUUUAAUGCCAGCUUUUGAUGAAGUCGCUACUUGGGGAUGGUACAUGUGGUGAACGUUUUUGUCCCUUCCGAGACGGCGUGUUUCGCGGGCAGCAGGGCGGCACUUUGGAUCUCCCGGGAAGAGAUGGUCUGGCGGCGGGUCUAAUGCACCAGAGGGGAAGACUCCGAGGCGAUGCGCUAAAAUAUGUUGGAGAACGAGUGGAUGACACUGGAUCUUUGCUCGUAGCCUUGGAAGACUUGAUGAAGGUGGACCUGUUUCAGCACCUUGUAGAUGAUCGCUCUCUCCUUUCUGCUCUUCCUGUGUUACUUGUCGCCUUUCCUGCUCAUGUUCAUGGCAGUUUCUCCAAGCCCUUCUUUGAAAUGGUGCCUUUGGAACACUAGCGAGGUACUUGUGGAAACAGCAAAGCGAUAGGCAUUUCAAAGCGUUCAAGCCGACCUAACUCAAAAUGAGUAGGAAACUCUAGAUACUGGUUUAAACCGAAGAUAGACACAAAAAGCUGGAAUAACUCAGCGGG
Messenger RNA from Leucoraja erinaceus (little skate), 2400 nucleotides. RefSeq names its product histone H1.1-like. Lineage: Eukaryota; Metazoa; Chordata; Chondrichthyes; Rajiformes; Rajidae. The transcript has a single exon. Gene Ontology annotation, molecular function: structural constituent of chromatin; DNA binding. The coding region runs from base 687 to 1499 and encodes 270 amino acids. Gene Ontology annotation, biological process: nucleosome assembly. The record is from RefSeq and is a predicted model, not a curated record. Gene Ontology annotation, cellular component: nucleosome.